Messenger RNA from Malassezia japonica, 1995 nucleotides. RefSeq lists its product as uncharacterized. Gene Ontology annotation, molecular function: guanyl-nucleotide exchange factor activity. Gene Ontology annotation, cellular component: recycling endosome. The coding region runs from base 1 to 1995 and encodes 664 amino acids. Lineage: Eukaryota; Fungi; Basidiomycota; Malasseziomycetes; Malasseziales; Malasseziaceae. The record is from RefSeq and is a predicted model, not a curated record. The transcript has a single exon.
AUGGAUGCGAGCGCGGCGCGGAGCCCGUCGCACGGCGAUUUGUCGCUCCUGUCGCUUGCGCAGGGAGACGAGAGCGGAGAGGCACUCAGCGCCCCUGCGGCCAUCGCCGCCGUGUCGGAGAACCAGCGCGGGGCGCUGCAGCGGUGGGUGCUGUCCCUGGCGCUGGUCAACUUUGACCUGGACAUGGGGCCGGACGUCGAGUUUAUGUACCCCCCGCUGGGCAUCAGCAAGGAAGAGAAGGACAAUAUCGCAUUCUCUUCGUUUCCUGACACGGCCGUCUUUGGCGACGGCUCGCUCGUCUUUUCGUGGCGCGUGCGCGAAGUGCCGCUCGACGAGUCGCAGUGCACCCCCCCGCAGAUCCGCGACGUGACCGCGCCGGAGCGCCACGCAUCCUUGCGCCAGCGCUCGCGGCGCACAUCCAACCUCCUCGCGCGCCACGGCUCGCUGCGCUCCGCGGGGCGCGCCGCGCGCACCUUUCUCCAAAAGAGCCCCGAAGAGGCGGCGGCGCCCGAGAGUCACGCAAGCAGCAGGUCGACGAGCUACAUCUACGGCUACACCUUCUUCCGUCAGAAGCGCGACCCGGCGAUACGGCGCGGCUACUUUCAAAAGUCGCUCGUGAUCCUCACACAUCUUCCCUACGUCGCGCUCUUUGGCGAGCUCGUCGCGCGCCUCGGCCCCAUGUUUUUCGAGCAUGGCCUGCCGGUACUCGAGUCAUUUGUACAGGACGUAAUUGCGUGGCCGAGUCCGAGCGCAGGCGCGAUGCUCUCGCUGCCGCUCCUAGGACAGCUGCUCCAGGUCCUCUUGCCCCACGGCAACGAGGCACAAAACGGCGACUGGGCCAAGACGGCGACCAUGCCGCGCGCGAUCCUCGCGUCGGUGCCGCAGACGCCGCUGCUCGUCGUGUUCCGCUCGCUGCUCCCCAGCCUGUGGCUCCUGUGGGAGUGCAUGCUGCUCGCUGAGCCGAUCCUUGUCGUCGGCCGCGACCCGCGCACGACAAGCGAGGCGGUGUGGCACCUCGUCGACCUGAUCCGCCCGGUGCUGUGUGCGGGUGACUUUCGGCCCUACUUUCACAUCCACGACUACGACUUCAAGGCGCUCGCGUCGCGCAACAAGCCGCAGGCAGGCACAGUGCUGGGCGUGACGAAUCCCUUCUUCCUGCAGACCUGCCACCACUGGCCGCACACGCUGCAGCUCGGCAGCGAGGCGCGGGGCGACACCGUGCCGCCCGGCCAGGAAAAGCGCAUGCACGCCGUGCUGCCGGCCGUCGGCUUCACCUCGACGCGCAAGCGUCAUGUGAGCAAGGACCGCGUGCUGCUCAAAGAGAUGAUCGCCAUGGCCGAGCGGCCGUCGGAGCACGACCGCGCGAGCGCCGUGCUGCGGCGCUACUUUAGCGACAUGACCGAGCGCUUCCUCGCGCCGCUCAACCGCUACAUGGCGUCGCUCAUCCCCGCCGACUUUGACCUGUCGUCGCCCGCCGAGGCGCCGCGCGUGCGUCCGUUUAACCGUGCGGCGUUCCUCGCGUCGCUCAAGGCGCACAGCACGCCGCUGCGCAUGCGCCAGCGUUCGCUCUCGACCGCAAGCACGCUGCGGCACGAGCUCUACACGGACUUUUUGCAGUGUCCUAAUUUUUCUCUAUGGCUCCAGUCGCGCAUCGCCGCCGCCGAAGAGGAGCAGUGGCAGCGGCGCAUUGCGGCGCUGGCCGCGGGCGACGUGGAGACGUUUGGGCGCACACGCCCCGAAAUCGAGACGGUCGACCUCUACGUGCGCCUCGUCGAGGAGCUGCGCACCAUCGACCAGCAGCUGGCGCGGCCGGUCGUCAAUGGCCCCGGCCAGCGCUGGCGCACGGUCAAUGAGCAUGAGGCGCCGCCGAUCCACGGCGCGCCGCGUGCGCUCGAGGCGCAGCGUGCACGCCUCCAGACGCAGCUCGAAAAGCUGCGCGCGACGAUGCCCACCGACCUGCGUGCGGGCCUCGAAGCAAAGCGAGAUACCCAGUAG